AUGAAGGUGGGACGAGUUCAUGCUGAGAGAAUUCGUGUCCAACUUGGUUUUGAAGGUUUAUUUUAUGUUGACAGCAGCGAUUUGAGUGGUGGUAUAGCAUUGUUAUGGAGAGAGAAUAAUACGGCAAGGCUCCUCAGUUACUCAAAGAACUAUGUUGAUGUUGAGGUAACUAUAGCUGGUUUUCUAGCUUGCAUGAGAAGUGGGGGGAAUCCGCAUCCGAAUAGCCUCCUUCACGGUUUUGGGGAUGCUAUUGAGGAUUGUGGUCUUGCCCAAAUGCCUAUGGAUGGAUAUCAAUAUACUUGGGAGAAUGGGAAGGGGACUGUUGAUUUGCUUGAGGAGAGACGUGAUAAGGUCUUGGUAACAAAUGAGUGGCGCAAUAUCGUGGUCGGAGCCAGAGUAACAAAUUUGGCAACCCGCAAGUCUGAUCACUCGGCCCUCUUUCUGGGAAUCCAUGAAUCCUUAGGGAGGGGUGGAGCUGGAAGGAGGGGGUUUCGUUUUGAGAUAGGAUGGCUGUAUGAUGAGGGGUGUAGAGGGGUGGUGGAACAGUCUUGGCAAGAAGGAAGGGGUCAGGGCUUGCAAAGUUGUAUUGAGUACUGUGGUGCCCGGUUAACACGAUGGGGUGGAGAUCGGUACCACAAGUAUGGGGAGCAGAUUCUACACCUAAAAAAGGAACAACAGCGUUACAGGGGUUGCACUGAUCCGGCCUCACUCGCAGAGUUCCAGCGUUUGGAACAACUCCUGAGCCACACUAAGACACAGGAGGAUGCCUACUGGAGACAGAGAGCCAAGCAACAUUGGCUGAAAGGGGCUGAUGCCAACACGAAAUUCUUUCACAGGUACGCUUCUCAUCGUAAAAAGAAGAAUACUUUAUCUAUGCUUAUGAAUGAUAACGGGGAUUGGGUGGAGGGGGAGGCUAUGAAGGGGAAAAAUACUCCAGAGUUGGUUACCGAUUUAAGGCCUAUAGCUCUCAGUAAUGUGGUGUACAGGAUUAUGGCCAAGGUGAUAACUAAUAGAAUGAAGCCUCUUAUGGAUGAAAUUAUAUCAGAAUCACAGAGUGCUUUUAUCCCGGAUAGACUAAUAACUGACAAUAUUUUAUUGGCUGCGGAGGUGGGACAUUUUUUGAAAAGGAAACAGUGUGGAACGGUGGGUUGGAGUGCUCUUAAGCUAGACAUGACAAAAGCCUAUGAUCGGAUGGAGUGGCCUUUCCUUCGCAACAUGAUGUUGGCCCUGGGCUUUGAUGCUAGAUGGGUGGAAUUAAUUAUGGUGUGUGUGAUUACAGUCUCAUACAAUUUCUUAGUGAAUGGCUCUCGUAGUGACCCCAUUGUUCCCACGCGUGGUCUAAGGCAGGGGAUGCUUUGUCCCCUUAUCUAUGAUAGUCUUUUGUUUUUUAAAGCAAAUAUGGAGGAAGCCAAUGAGAUAAAGAAGUGUAUGUCCGUUUAUGAAAAUUUAUCUGGGCAAGUGGUUAAUUACCACAAGUCUAACAUAUGCUACAGUAGGAAUACGAGUGACGCUGAUAAAGAAAAUGUUGCCCAGGUUUUGGCAGUGGUACAGGCUCCUAAUUUUGGGAAAUAUUUGGGACUCCCCUCUUUUGUUGGAAGAAAUAAGAAGGCAGCUUUCUCAUAUAUUGAGGAUAAGAUUCGUCAGAGGAUUGGUUCGUGGAAUAAGAGAUUACUAUCACAGGCAGCCAAGAGUUUAAUUUGCAGCGGAGUAAGACGCAGAAUUGGGAAUGGAAAGUCUACGCUCAUAUGGGCUCACCCAUGGCUACAGGAUGAUCAGGAACCCAUGAUACAGACUGAAAUGCCAAUACAAUUGGCAGGGGCCAAAGUAGUGGGAUUGAUUGAUCAGGAAUCUGGGACAUGGGACCACCCAAUUCUAACUGAUUUAUUCCAACCUAGUGAUGUGGCAAAUAUUCAAAGAAUACCUGUUUCUCCGGAUUAUGAUGAUACUUGGUAUUGGCAUGGAGAUAUGAGAGGAAUUUAUUUUGUGAAAAGUGGGUACAGGCUAAUUGUUGGAAAUUAUGAGAGUAAUGUUGGGUCUUUCACAAAGUGGUUAACCCUAUGGAAGCUCAAAAUCCCCCCCAAAUGGAGAAUGUUUCUUUGGAGAGCCAUUAGUGAUAUACUACCUACCACUACUAACUUGCUUAUAAAGAGGGUGGAUGCGAAUCCACAAUGUGCCAUGUGUGGAAUAAUUCAAGAGGAUACUAUGCAUGCCUUAGUGCUGUGUGAUUUUGCAAGAAACAUAUGGGAACAAUCCAACCUUCCAAUGCCUAAUAUUGUGACGAAUAUUUUUCAUGUUUGGAUUAAUGAAACGGAAAUGGAAAAUGGAAUGCAGUGUGAACUAAAGGAGCAAUAUAAGAUGAAGAAGGAAAUGAAGAAUCAUUCUGGUCUUCCAUUCACAGACCCAUGUUUCCGAGAUCUGCAGACCAGGGGAAGAAAAACCAAUAAGAAGGAUGAAGAAGAAGGAAGAAGAAGGAAAUGA
Molecule: messenger RNA, 2478 nt
Organism: Ipomoea nil (Japanese morning glory)
Lineage: Eukaryota; Viridiplantae; Streptophyta; Magnoliopsida; Solanales; Convolvulaceae
Exons: 6
Coding region: 1-2478 (825 amino acids)
Source: RefSeq, a predicted model, not a curated record